Messenger RNA from Colletotrichum graminicola M1.001, 2466 nucleotides. Its product is annotated as fungal tRNA ligase adenylyltransferase. Gene Ontology annotation, biological process: tRNA splicing, via endonucleolytic cleavage and ligation. The coding region runs from base 1 to 2466 and encodes 821 amino acids. NCBI's taxonomy places the organism in Eukaryota, Fungi, Ascomycota, Sordariomycetes, Glomerellales, Glomerellaceae. The transcript is spliced from 2 exons. The record is from RefSeq and is a predicted model, not a curated record. Gene Ontology annotation, cellular component: nuclear inner membrane. Gene Ontology annotation, molecular function: phosphoric diester hydrolase activity; RNA ligase (ATP) activity; GTP-dependent polyribonucleotide 5'-hydroxyl-kinase activity.
AUGGCAACAAAAAUAGCGGCAGAGGGGGUCAUGCCCAAGGCUCCCUACGUCCCCCAGGACGUCGAAAAGGUCACCAGCAUGGUGCGCGCGCUGGACGGCGCGAAGAAGCUCAGCAAAUCCAAAGGCGGGGGUUUCUCCUGCAAGAAAACGUCGUUCGACGUAAAGACUUCUCAGGACGGCGUCGUUGUCGACUCGUGGAAGAUGCAGGAGUGGGAUUACAAGAAGCCGGACCUGCCCACGUACGCCCGGGGCCUCUUCACAACAAAGAACCGCCUCAACGAGCCCGAAAUCGUCGUGCGCGGCUACGACAAGUUCUUCAACGUUGGCGAGGUGCACGAGACCAAGUGGGAGAACAUCCUUGCCCGCACAAAGGGGCCUUACGAGCUCACCCUCAAGGAGAACGGCUGCAUCAUCUUCAUCUCCGGCCUCGAGGACGGGUCCCUAUUGGUCUGCAGCAAGCACUCCACGGGAGAGAGGGGCGACUCGGAGAUCAGCCAUGCCAUAGCUGGAGAGCGCAUGAUCGAGAAGCAGCUGGCUGCCCUGGGCAAGACGAAGGAGGACCUGGCGAGGGAGCUGCGGGAUCGCAACGCCACGGCGGUGGCCGAGCUGUGUGACGACUCCUUUGAGGAGCACAUCCUCGAGUACGGCCCAGACAAGGCAGGUCUGUACAUCCAUGGCAUCAACCUGAACCUCCCCGAGUUUGUCACCUACCCUAGCGCCCUGGUCCAGAGUUUCGGCGACGCCUGGGGCUUCAAGCAGGUGGGCCUGAUCAUCAUGGACGACGUCAACGAGGUCAAGUCCUUCCUCGAGGGGGUGGCCGAGACGGGCGCCUACGGCGACCGCGACGUUGAGGGCUUCGUCGUCCGCUGCAAGGAGAGCCACGCCCCCGAGUCGGAGCCUUACCGAGACUGGUUCUUCAAGUACAAGUUCGAGGAGCCCUACCUCAUGUACCGCCAGUGGAGAGAGUGCACAAAAGCCAUGAUCACGGGGAAGCCGCCGCGCUACAAGAAGCACGUCAAGAUCACCGAGGAGUACCUCCUGUACGCCCGCCGGCGUCUGCAGGCCGACAAGGAACUCGCCAAGCUCUACCAGCACAACCACGGCAUCAUCGCUCUGCGCAACGACUUCCUCGCCUUCAAGAACAUCAAGGGCUCCGACGCCGCCAACCUCGAGCUCGCCGAGCCGGCCAACGUCGACAACGACGUCUCCCGGGACGUCAUUCUCGUGCCCAUCGCAACCAUUGGCUGCGGCAAGACCACCAUCGCCGUCGCCCUGCAGCACCUCUUUAACUGGGGCCACAUCCAGAACGACAACAUCUCGGGCAAGGGCCGGCCGCCGCGCUUCACCAAGGCUGUCCUCGACCUGCUCAAGGAGCACCCCGUCGUCAUCGCCGACCGCAACAACGCCCAGAAGCACGAGCGUAAACAGAUCCUCAACGACGUCAAGGCGCAGCACCAGACGGCCCGCCUCGUCGCGCUCUACUUCGCCCUUGACGAAAGCAACAUCAAAGAGGUCCGCCGCAUCACCCAGGAGCGCGUCCUUGCCCGCGGCGACAACCACCAGACGAUCCACGCCGCCACGGACGCCAAAAAGUUCCUCGACGUCAUGGAGGGCUUCAUCAGCCGCUUCGAGUCAAUCGCCGCCUUCUCGCCGCCCGACAACGGCUUCGACAACGUCAUCCAGCUCGACCCCACCGCCAACAGCCGCGAGAACCUCGAAAAGGUCAUCGUGGACCUCCAUAAAAUGUACCCGAGCCUCGUCCCCGAAGUGCCGCCCGCCGAGCGCCUCGACGAGGCCAUGCAGUCGGCCUUUGUGGAGUACAAGCCCGAGUUCAAGCACAACAUCCCUGACCGCGGCCCCCGCAAGGACAAACCGGCCCAGGGGCCCCGGCAGCAGGGUGGCAAGCAGAAGAAGAAGAAGCCUCUCGAGUACAUGUCGGUCGACGUCCCCGCCAACGAGGUCCGCGGCGUGCUCGACGGCGCCUUUAACAAGGCCGGCCUGCCCACCUCGCGCUUUUACAAACAGCUCCUCCAGACCCGCCGUGUGCAGCCAAAGUUCCACGUCACCCUGAUGCACCGCGCCAGCUCCAAGGACGACCCGGGCCUGUGGUCCAAAUACCUGUCCAUUCACGCCAACGCCGAGAAGCAGGCUGGUGGGAGCCAGGAGCCAGCCAGCGCCCUGCUCCUGGGCGAAUGCUCCGUCGAGCUGGAGAGAGUGGUAUUCGACGAUCGCAUCAUGUCCAUCGUCGUGCGCCUCGUCGACCCCUCGGAGCAGUGGAAGUGCACCAACAACGUCGCGCACAUAACUGUCGGCACGCGCGACGACUCGGUCAAGCCCAAGGAGAGCAACGACCUCCUCGCCCGCUGGCUUGACAAGGGUACCGGCGCCGAAACGGGCAUCUACGAGGUCGUCUUCGACACCAAGCCCGUCCUGCAGGGAACCGUCCAGGGUGUGCUCUCGCGGUAG